UUCAUCCGCCGUGUCUUUUGUAGGACCAAAAAUGAGUGAAUCGGAAAUGGAAGUGGUUUUGGCUCAGGAUGACGAAGAGGACGAUGAAAAGCCUUAUGUUCGUACUCUGGAAGAUGUACAAAGUAUCAUUAAACACGCCAAGCUGGAUGCCAAGAAUCUUACACAGGUUACACAAGCACUUUAUUACCCUUCCGCCAGUAUGGAUAAUGAUAAUUUGAAACUUCUUGAGCUGGACUCGCAUAUGCACCAGCAAAUCCGACUUGGCCAAACUUUAUACUUCAAAGGGGGCCACAAUGAAAAAAUUGUGCUUUGCACUGAAGAGAAAACAUAUGACGUGAAAGGCGCCGAGAUAUCAAACAGUCUUCUGUUGGUGCCGGAUUUGAAGUUUGCUGCUGCCACCAGCACGUCUCCAUUGAAGAGUCCUCGCACUGGUACGUCUUCGCUAGAAACAAGUUUAAAUGAUGAUGACGACGACAUUUCGGUCGACAAAGUGCUAGAACAGCGAAAAGUAUUGAAAAUUUUCCAUGAAUAUUUCGAGUGCCGCGAAAUACGCCCACGUUAUCGUAAAAUAUACGAACUGCUACAGUUGACGCGUUUCUCAGGGCCUGAAAAUGAAGAAUACAUUGAUCGCAAACUACUUUUUACAUACAAUCAAUUGUUGGACACAGUGCAAUGCAGUCGGAAGCAAUUCGAUGAAGGGUUAUUACAUUUCCGCGUAAUGGAAUACGAUGGGCGCAUGCGUGUGCUCGAGUGUGAAUACGAGAUGCGCAUUUUGAAUUGUAUGCUUGCUCUGUUGAAUGAAAAUUCAUGGCCUUUAGAUGAAGUCGAAUUCGAAGAAACUGUGGCAGCUUUGGAAGGCAUUGCUCCUUCUGAUAUCGUAAAGGGACUUUUUCGCAUAUACACUGUACCGACUGAGGGAAAAGAAGGGAAAUUCACAUACAAAGAGGAAUUGGUUGCACGUAUCAUAGCACAAAAUAUUUUGCAACCAGAGCUAAAAUUCCGUAAAGAUGAGUUCAUGAACACUUGGCAAGAAGCUAUGCCAGAGGGAAUGCACUGUGACGAAAUAUAUUUGCGGGCGCUGGGCAUUAUCGAUAAAGAAGGGCAUACAACCUGUAUACGAUCGUUAGUUGAAGAACUUCUUCCAACGAAUAUACACGAACGCAUGCGCAUAUUAUUCAAGACUAAGACGCGCUGGACAAUGGAUGAAAUGGAACCAUACAUUGAACAAUUCGUACUACAGAUCUUGACAAACUUAGUCAUGGAGCGAAACUCAGUUGAACAGCACGUAAAAGUGAUCCGAACUUUGAUGCCGAUGCCAUACAGCGCAUUCAACUAUAGCCCUAUUGCGAACAUCUGCGGUCUCAUUGAAUCAAAUCAUACGUAGGAGAACCUUUCGAUAACAUUUGGACUCACAUUAAACGUUGGACGUUGGAAGUAAUACGUGUAUAUUCGAGCGAAUAGAGGCAAAACCAUGUUUUAAAAAAAGGUGAACGCUUUAAAACGAAAUAUUCGUUGUCUAUCUGUCAUUGAAAAGCGGAUUUGAGAACAAGGUUUUAUCGUCGGUUCCAGCUUU
Molecule: messenger RNA, 1573 nt
Organism: Rhagoletis zephyria (snowberry fruit fly)
Lineage: Eukaryota; Metazoa; Arthropoda; Insecta; Diptera; Tephritidae
Product: sister chromatid cohesion protein DCC1
Biological process (GO): maintenance of mitotic sister chromatid cohesion; mitotic sister chromatid cohesion
Cellular component (GO): Ctf18 RFC-like complex; chromosome, centromeric region; chromatin
Source: RefSeq, a predicted model, not a curated record